Messenger RNA from Pistacia vera, 1839 nucleotides. RefSeq names its product putative E3 ubiquitin-protein ligase XBAT34. Gene Ontology annotation, molecular function: protein binding. Bases 165 to 1652 code for a protein of 495 amino acids. The record is from RefSeq and is a predicted model, not a curated record. Lineage: Eukaryota; Viridiplantae; Streptophyta; Magnoliopsida; Sapindales; Anacardiaceae. The transcript has 9 exons.
AUAACAACCGUAAACUCGGACAAAAUCUCUAUCUUCUAUUCUUCUUCCCUAUUUCUCUCUCAGUUUAGUUUGAAGAAAUAACUCACAAACACCCAUCUCUUAGUUGCUAAGUGUUCUUUCAGAAUCCCGUCAAAAUUCUCAUCAACUUAUCUUAAAAAAAACUUAUGGGGCAAAGUCUGAAUUCAAUGACCCACCACCAACUUCAUCAACAAAAAUCCAAAGACGAACUCCUCUUUCAAUGUGUCAGUACCGGCAACGUUGACGCCAUCAAAGCCCUUCAUCUCCAAGGCGCCAAUCUUGAGUGGAUUGACAGAGAAGGCAAGACCCCACUGAUUGUGGCAUGCAUGGACUCUGGCCUUAUCAAUGUUGCAAAGACUCUUAUUGAACUUGGUGCCAAUGUCAACGCUUACCGUCCUGGUCGUCAUGCUGGAAACCCUUUGCAUCAUGCAGCCAAAAGGGGAUUGGAACCAACUGUUAGGUUACUUCUCUUUCACCAAGCAAAUGCUCUUGUGAGGAAUGACGACUGUCAUACUCCACUCGAUGUUGCAAGAAUUAAGGGGCAUACAAUUGUCAUUCGUACAAUUGAGAGUCAUAUUUCCUAUUUCUCUGGCUGGCUGCGGGAGCUUUAUGGUCCAGGUUUUCUUGAAGCAUUAGCUCCUCAGUUGUUGUCGAGGAAAAUUUGGGCUGUUGUUAUACCUUGUGGUUCUGGUAAUCCCACGAAGCCUCAUAGAUUUGAGCUUGCCAUGUAUCCUACUUUGCAGGAUGGUCAGCCUUGUACAGUCAUCGCCCUUUGCAAUGCCAAAGUUGAUGAACCUAAAUUUCAUCAACGGGAUCCUGCACUCACUAUAUUUGACAAGUCUACUAGUAUUCGUUAUAAGCUUGCAUCUGCGGAUGAGGGUGACAAACAGCAGCUUCAGUGGUUAUAUAAUGCAUGCAGAGGAAUUCUCCAGUUUCAGGUUAAGCCCUCCACAGUGUCUCAUAGCCCUCUACCCUCUGUUCCAAUGAAUGCGCAUCAAACCACCACAGAAGCUAUACAACCAGCAAUUGCUAAUGGCCAGCAGAAGGCCGAAGCAAUUAAUGCAAAUGGUUGGGACAAUCCUACAAGUUCUGACACUCACAAUGGGUGGGACCUAGCUUCACAGUCAGGCGCUAGCUGUAGUGGAUGGACGGAUGAACCUGCUAAACAAGAAUACAAUGGGUGGGAUUUGCCUGAUUCUGGGUCAACUUGUAAACAAAGUCAAGCUGUCCAAACCCAUACUAACCCUGCCCCUUCCGUCCAAACAAGCGGCGGAAUUUCCGCAUCAGUUCCGUCAGCUCCACCAUUCCCUGAGGAUAUAUCAAAUGAAGGGCCAAUCCACUAUCCAUCAGUUGAAAGCAGUCCCGUGCACCUGUAUACUCCUACCAUAGAGGGCUGCGCUUCUGUAACAAGUAACUUAAAAAAUGAAGGCGUAUUGGUAACAGAUGACAUGAAAGAUGAAGGCACAUCUUCCUUAUGUGUAAUAUGUUGGGAAGCUCCAAUAGAAGGGGCAUGCAUACCCUGUGGUCAUAUGGCUGGUUGUAUGACAUGUUUAAAUGACAUAAAAGCCAAGAAGGGUGUUUGCCCUGUUUGCAGAACCAAGAUUAAUCAGAUUAUAAGAGUCUAUGCUGUCUAAUAAGGCAACUCAAAAAAAUGGAUCUGGAGUUUGUUUGUAAAGAUUGGAUUUAUUUGUUGAACUCUGAUACCGAAGCUUUUACUGAUCAAUUUAUAGGACUGUAAUUGAUUAAUUUGAAGUGUACAAAUACAAAUAGUCUGCUAUUAUGAAAAAUUCAUUCAGUUACGUAGGAGUAUUUUUGCUCCAU